AUGGGGUACUCUCUGGGGCUGCGAAUGUUCCUGGUCCAAGGGUCUGGCAAACGGAUGUCGCUGCUGCAUCUACUUCUCACUUGUCUUCCCGAUGAUGAUUCGCUCGAACAAGACGCUGACUGGCUGCAUCAAUUCCCGACUCGCCUGAAACGGUGCUCGGAUGUCACUCGGACGCCAUCCCAGCAAACGGGCGGAGACCGGAAUGGCUCGGCCUACAUCGCGGCCGUAGUGGUCGAUGACGAUUUGAUGUGUGGAGUUGACGGAUCCACGCCGGAGUACUUCAGGAUGCUACAGCUCCAUUAUUCACUACGGUUAGGAGAAAGCACCCCAGUAGUGGGCCGUCGCGCGACAGUUUCCAUUCUUCACCGAUUCAAACCAAAGCUUAGUUCCUCACGGUCGUGCAGCAUGGGUAGUAGCCAGAAACAGAUGAUUGGUUCGAUAUCCGAGUACAACAGUCAGCUGGACGAUUGGAAUGUCUACUACGAGCGGUUAGAGCAAUUUUUCGAAGUCAACGAUGUGCCGGACGAGAAGCGAAGUGCGUUUCUGAUCAGCGUUAUUGGUUCGGAGGCGUACAAGAGUCUGCGGGAUCUCUGCAAUCCGGCACUACCCAAGGAUAAGCCGUUCGAGUUCCUGUGUGAAUUGCUGAGAAAACAGUUCAGUCCGCAGAUUUCGAUCUUCCGCGAGCGGGUCAAGUUCUAUAACACCAAGCAAGAGCCGUACGAAAACGUGACUCAGUGGUACGGAAAGCUAAAGCGACUCUCGGUGGACUGCAAAUUCGCGGGUAAUUUGGAAAGUGUUUUGUUGGACAAGUUCAUAACCGGGCUGCGUCCGGGACAAGUGUUGGAUCGAUUGUGCGAGGAGAGUGAAACGCUCAAACUUGAGCAAGCAUUGGACAUUGCGGUGAACAAGGAAUGCGCCGCAAAGGAAAACGCUUACGUCCCUUUCGUUCCGGCUCCUCGAGUGACAAAGUGCUACUUCGGAGGUGAACCGGUGAGAGCACGGCCCGUGGUUUGUCCUCCUACGUUGGCAGUGUGUCCUCCUGCCCCAGUUGAAAGUGCAUUCAAGACCCAAGCGUUUGGCUUUCCGGCUGCAAGAGAGCCUGCUGCGUUUGGUGGGGGCUUUGGAGGUUCCACCACGUUUGGAGCUCCACAAGCGCUGGGGGCCGCACCACAGGCUGCCACUGGACUAUUUGGAGGUACAACAUUCGGAGCUGCUCCUGCUGUGGCUGCCGCACCCCAAGCUGCCCUAUUCCGCCGAGCACCGGCGAACUGUGCCCCUGAGUCACCCAUAUUAGCCCAGGAAGAAGCUAUUUGCGCGGAGAGCGCCGAAGUCGCGGAGAAAUCCGUACAGCCGGAACAACAGGAUGGCGUACCGGAGGGAGCUAAUCGAGCUGGCGGUCCAGCUGCGAAAGGUCGACGCGUCCGCACUAGACGGCGUGGCGGAGCUCGUCGCGGCGCUGCUGGCGACGCUGGUGAUCAGAAUUCUGUCGAUGGAGAGUAGGGUUAGGUGGGAACCACUUGAUGAUACGGGUAGGUGACCGCGGUUAGGGUCGCGUUUGUUAGCUAGGAUAUUAGGAUGAUUUAUUGUUGAGAGACAAUAUAAUAAGACUUUGAAGACUUUGUAAAUCGUUGAAGAAAUGCCAGGAAAAUUUCCUUUCUUAGGUCUUUGAAUUCAUACUUACAACUAAGUAUUAAUCUAGGUAUAUUUAAAAGCUUAACAUUAACUGCGCAGUUAGGGUUAGAUUUGAACGUGAUAAUAAAAUUCUGUGAAUUGAUGCUGUAUAAA
Molecule: messenger RNA, 1785 nt
Organism: Aedes albopictus (Asian tiger mosquito)
Lineage: Eukaryota; Metazoa; Arthropoda; Insecta; Diptera; Culicidae
Exons: 3
Coding region: 1-1500 (499 amino acids)
Source: RefSeq, a predicted model, not a curated record